AUGUGUAACGUGCCGUUAUUAUUGUCUUCAAUCCAAAAUAGGAUAGACUCUUCGUACCACGACAGCACAGAUACGUCGCUGAUUCCUGCGCUGAACUCCGUCGCGGAGAGGCUUUCCAACAUGGCUGUGGCGCCGAACAGUUCGGAUGCCUGUCUCAGCAUCGUUCAUAGCCUGAUGUGCCACAGACAAGGCGGCGAGUCGGAAUCGUUCGCCAAGCGCGCUAUCGAGUCUCUUGUCAAGAAACUAAAGGAGAAAAGAGAUGAACUUGACUCUUUGAUCACAGCUAUUACGUCGGGAGGCACACAUCCUUCGAAAUGCGUUACAAUCCAACGCACGCUAGACGGAAGGUUGCAAGUCGCUGGCCGAAAAGGCUUUCCGCAUGUUAUUUACGCGCGAAUUUGGAGGUGGCCGGAUUUACACAAGAACGAGCUAAAGCACGUCAAGUACUGCCAAUUUGCCUUUGAUUUAAAGUGUGACAGCGUUUGCGUGAAUCCUUACCAUUAUGAGCGAGUUGUCUCGCCUGGUGAGUACACAAAAUACCGAGUUUCAAUAUUAUUAUUGUAUUAUUUUUAAAUAACAACUGCCCCAAUCUGCUGGUAGAUGGCUGCUUCGGCAAACUGUUGAGCCUGAUAAUGCGUCGUUUUUCUGUACAAUUAAGAGAUUGUCUUUGAUGGCUUUAACGUCAAGUGAGACUAACUGCAACCUUGUUAUUCCACAGAUAUCACAGGGCUGGCAUUGUCGAGAAACCCAGGUACAAUUUUAUUUGAUUUAUGAAUGUGUUAAUAUCUAUUCGAUCAUUGACGGGUUUUUUUUGCGUGUUUUCUCGAUUUUUAUCCCCAUGCUAUGUACUGUUAUUUCAUUUCGUACUCGUGAUAGGUAUUUGUUUUAGCGUUGGUUAAUGUCUUGUCUUCUACUGUGGCUUUCAAUGUGUAAUCAUAAUCCUAGUGAUCCCUUUGUUGAGGCUCAGACAUUCUGUCUGCUCCACAACACGUGGCCGGCUCAGCCAUCUUUUAGUGUUCUAGUUGGUUGGCAGUAGACAAUGGCUCCAGCCAUUUCCUUGCUUUGAAGAAAGUUUCCAUAGUAGGUUCCAAAAUGUUGCGAUUUCGAGUAGAAGGUGGUAAUGGUGGUAAAAGUUAAGAUCAUUAGCAGACAAAGGGAAAGUGAUAAAGAAUGAUUAAACAAAAAUGGUCAACGGGUACAUAUGUUGACUGAAGAGUCACGAUAUAUGCCAGGGGGUCUCAGUCAACUCGUGGUUUCCUUGUUGACAAUAAUUUUAUUGUGCCUAUUUAUAGUAAGUAUCCAGAUAUUGCUUCCAAGCUUAAAUGAUCAUAUAAGAAGUCUCUUAUAGUGCAAUUUCGCAGUAGAAGCAAUUGUGGAAACACUUCUCAAACUUCUGUUGUUUAAAACAGCUCUUUAAUCAGCUUAGCAGCACAUGCCUUAUUAUUUUGCUAAACCUCCCAGAAUACCACAUAAAUAUAUAUCUGAAAUCUACUUGUGCUUUUGGCAUUAAACAUUUUCCAUCAUCAGUUUUGCCUUUUUCUUGACUAACAGUUUUGUUUUUCCUCAAACACUAAUUAUAUCAGUUUUACUUUUAAAGUUCACACCUUGCAUUUUAUGCAUCUUUUUCACAAACAGGAAGAUCAAAAUUAUUGAAAUAAACAUCAAACCCUUUAUACAUUCUUAUAAUACCAGCUCCAAUACCAGCUGAUAAAUCUUUUGAAUUUAAUUUACAACUUGACUGCCUGGGCAGUGAAAGAUUUUCUUUUUGAAGUAACUAGCUGUUUUAGCACUUUUUAAAAUUUUGUGUUGUGAUUCACUUGUAAAUGAGUGGAGUUAACAUCUGUCACAUUGUAAGUAACUUCACCUUUAUUGUUAUUAUGUUGAACUACCAAGUGAAAGCUUUUGAGAAAAAAGAAAGAAACAGAUCUAGAAUAGAGCUGCAAAUGUUGUUGCUGAAAAGUUGGGUGUUCUUGGUGUUAUAUUUAGUUGACUAUGCUGUAAAUAUUUUCAGUAACCUUUCAAUCCUUUAUAUGAUGCCAUUGGUGAUUGUACUGUGCACAACCAAUUACAUUAUCCACUAGAUGAGAGUCACAAAGAAGAUUUAAUGCUAUUCACAGGGCUUCUGAUAGGUUGUGGAAAAAAACUCAAAUUUUCCCAUACUUGCUUUCAGAGUCAAGUUAGAGGAAAAAGUGGCUGAUUUCAGAGGAAAUUUGUGGGAAUUUUCAGGGCAAAAAAUGAAAGAACCAAAAGAAAGCCUACUUGUUGUAUUUUACCCGGCAAAUUUCAUGUGAGUUAAAAAAGUCAUUAUAGAGUAGAAACAUUUAGCCAGACUUUGAGAUGGGUUGUAUGUGUAGUGCUCUCAAGUACAGAAUACUGAUGUUUUAUCAACACGUACUAACACAUAGCUUUUUUUUCACUGACAGCAAGUUAAAUUUAGAAAUCAAAUUCAGAGGGAAUUGUUUUGUUUUCUCUGCACCAAUAUUUUAGAUAUUAAUUAAACUGGGUGAUAAAAGCUAAAAUGGACAGCCUUAUGUAAGUUUCUAGGAGGCCAUAAACCUGAAGUAUAGUAAAUAGUACAACUGUCUUGUGAUCUGAUGUUUUUCCAGAGGGCAAAAAAUUGUUCAUGAGCUCUAACACUAUACUUCAUUAUUGAAAGGAAAGUCUUACAAUGAUAAAAUUGUAGUACGUGUAUUGUGUUUGCUCUGCAGUGAUCUACAGGACACUGUCUUGUGAGUGAGGCUUUAUAGGUACUCACAAUGACCCAUCUUCAUCAAUAUUUUUAAUUACCAAUGAAAACACACUGGAAAAUAGACAGUUAUUAAAAGACAGGCAAGUUAUAUUUGGAGGUGUUAAUUUUGUAAAAAUUUAAUACCUCAUUAAGAUUUACUUAGAAAGGAUUUAAUCAGAGCUUACUGUCAUUAAGCACAGAUUUGAUUAGAGUUAAUGCAAGCAUACACUUGAAAUCCGUAGUUGCAGGUACCAACAAUUAUACUCUAUUAUUUUAUUAAAGCAUUUUAAAUCACGUAUUUUUAUUUCCACUUUUUACAAAUAAUCAUUGAACCAUGAAAUUUUAUACAUUCAACUUUUCCGUUAUAUUAUAAACUAUAAUACCACAAGAACUUGAGAGGGAAGCACAACUUACUAUAAAAAAUGGCUUUUAGUAAUAAUGUGAUAAGAAUCAUUGGCAUUUAUUAUUUUACCAGUAAAGGUAUUAGCAUUCUUUUGUUAUGAGUAUUUUAAAUACUCUUAGUGCAUGUUUCCAAUGCAAAGCCCAGAAAAGCAAAAAAAAAAAAAUAGGCCUUUUCCUCUUACAAUUCUGCAGGCCCCAGUAUGGAUAUAACAUUAAGAAAACCAUCCCUUUAUAAUUCAAUGAAUCAAAUAAAAUGUUAUUGAAGAUAAAUAAAAAAAAGUCUAAUUACACAACAUUUCAAUGUCGCCAUGACAUACAUGUACAUGUACUCUGCAUCUCACUGAUCACACACAUUGGUAAUUAUACACCAUGCGUUGUUGAUUAAUUAAGGGUUGUUUGGGCUCACGCAUUUUAAGAUCACCAAUUUUUUGGUGUGUAAAUACUGGUUGAAGGAUGUGGUCAAUUUUCUUGCUUAGAUUAGAAAGUUGUGUUUUCUCUUUGUCGGCCAACUUUUGAUCUUUAACCCUCUAAGCCCCAAGAUCCACAUACAAAUUCUCCAUACUGAUCUUCAUACAUUACUCUUAAGAACAGUUGAGAGAAUUUGGUUUAAGAUCAAAGUGUCCUCUCUUUGGUUAUUCAAUUUAGUAAUUCUCAUAACCUUUACUCUGGUUGUUAGGAGAAAAUUGAUGUUAGUUACUCUUGAGACCUAAAGGGUUUAUUGGCAAUACCACUCAGUGAAUAAUAUUUUAUUAAAUUCAAUAGCAGAAAAUAUUCAGAUGGACUGACAAGCAUUCAGUCAGACACAUCUACUCUAUGGCAGGUGUAUGCACCAGAGAAUGCCAGUCCAUCUUAGUGAGGGCUUUUUUACUGUUCUUACAUUGAAAACAAAUAAUAUUAUGAAGUGCUGUUUUGUAAAUGGUGUUGAUAUUUAAAACAAGGGAGUUUAAUACCUCUUGGCAAUUCAGGAAAGGCCUCAAUGUAAUUUGUAAUGGGAAACUUUGUUUAGUAUGAGUCAUGAUCAGCUCUUAUCCUUUGACCAAACAGUAACCAGGACUGGAAUGUAUAGCUGCCAUUGUUGUUUAGCAUUUAGCAUCAAGUUUUGUGACAUCAAGUUUGUAAUAAUUACUGGAAAUGUUUUCAAUUUAUUCAGUAUUACCAUUAGAGAUGAGGGAUUUUCUAGUGUUGUGCCUAGUUUUUUUUAACUACAAGAGAAAGGAUGAAGGAGCAAACAACAUUGUAAAAUUGCAAGAAUUCAAAUUAUUAUGUUUAGUUUUUAAAACCCUGAUGUAAUUAAUAUGUAGGAGAAAACCUUAAAAUAGAACAAUAAUAUUUUUGUUGUGGUAUGAAAUUAAUGUUCUAUGCAAACUUUGAUUUAAUCUCUGAUCCAAUUAAAACGUUUAUUCAUUUUUGAGUCAUAUUUACCAACAGUCUGUUGUCUAGGUACACUAUUAAAGUUUUGUUUUUACAACUCAGUUUACGUGUAUUAUGGUCUUCCAUUAAAUACAAGCAGGUAGCCACAGAGACUAAAAAGGUCUUUAGUUUAUAUUCUUGAACACUGACAGACAUUGCACUUCUAUAGAUUGGGUCUAGUUUGUAAAAAGGAAGAGACAACACCCUUAACUGUUCCUGUUGUAGUCUUGUAGUUGUUUCAACCUCUGACAGCUUUUUUCAGUAAUUGGUUCUAUCAAUAAAAAAUAAAAAAUAAUUUUUAUUUCAAAAAUCAAGAAGAGAAAUAAAGUAUCAAAAAACCUUAUCAUGUCAUCAGCUUGACACAACCAUUUUCAAUUAUGGUGGAAAAUUAAUCACCAGAACAGAGUUUUUUUUAGGGGUUGCCUUUAUAUUGCCAUGUUGAGAAUUCUUUUUGAUGUUAAUGAACCAAUCUCUUGCCUCACUCUGCUAGAUGGAGCUUAUGCCAGUAAUUCGCAACCAGAUCCUGACUUUCAUCAAGCUGUUGGUCCCACAGCUCAUCAUUAUCCUGGUUUGUAAUGUCUUUUUCCUAGACAUACUAUUUAAAACUAAUUUUAAAUCGUCAGGGGCUUAAAUUAGAUUUGCACUUUUGAUUAAGGAAAGUAGGCUUUUUUAUUAAAGAACUUUUCAUACCUCUGGAGGAAAAGUUGAUUUGCUCAGAAUUUUUUCUUGUACACUUUUCUCUUUUUUUUGUGGGGUUGGUGGGGGGGGGGGGGGGAAUAGAUGUUUUUGUAAAAAACUUAAUAUUUUAAUAGUCAAGGACAGUUAAAGGGAGGUAUUUGCCUCACAAAAGAUAGGCCCUCAUCUAACAAAAGUGGUCGGAUCACCGAAUAUCAAUAAACUUUCCCUACUCAAACAACCAUCCUCACAAAAAAAAGAGAAAAGUGUACAAGAAAAAAUUCUGAUCAAAUCAUCUUUUCCUCCAGAGGUAUGAAAGGUUAUUUAAUAAAUAUAUGCUUUUUUUGAUAAAUUUUCUUAUACUUAUUUUUAAAUAUUUUUUAUGUUUCGAGUUUUUUUUGUUUUAAUUUUUUUUUUUUUUUUUGGGUGGGGUGGGGGGGGGGGAGGGGAAAGUUGAGGGGGAUGAACCCCUACCCAACGCCUUGGUAGUUCAGGCAUAUUCCCUUAGCAUGUGGAUGUGUUAAAUUCAACGGGAUUAAACAGUGAACAAAUUCAUAAAUUGAAAUAACUAUAUGUAAUAAUGUAUCUUGAAAAAGUAAUGAAUUUCCCAUGUGGUAUUAAACAGCUGCUUUCUCAUUCCUUGUUGUUUGUGCACCAUACUGGUCCACUGUUGUUUGCACCUAUCAGCAAUUUAAUGGUGUUGGCUGAAAGAUGACAGUUGCUAAUUUGAAUUAUAAUAUUAUGUUGACUGGAUAUGUGUGGUUAAAGCCCUAAACAGGUAUAACAUGUUGGUCUAUAAUCAUUUAACAUCAUUGAAUUUGUUGGAACACCUCAUUGGAUGUUGUUGAUUGAUGUUGGGUCAGAUUUGAUUGAGUUUCAUCUUGUCAUCCAAGAUCAUCCAACUUUUGUCCUAUUUUCAUGCAUGAUGGCCCAUGUCAUUACAUGUGUAUGUUGCCAUGAUUUAACAACUUUCACAGUAAUUAUGUACCUGCACUUCUUUUGUUUGGUGUAUUAUUUUAUUAGUUAUACAGUGAUGGCUCUGCACAAGUAUAUUACAGUUUGGACAAUGAUCUAAACUAGACUCCACUUUGAACCUUAAAUCAUUUAUAUUCCUUCUUCCUGCAGGUAGCCAGUCACUCCCUGCUUCAGUCGUUGGAGGACCUCCGCAUCAUGAUAUGUACCCUGGAGUGAAUGCUGCUGGUGAUCAUGGUAUGGGACCAAUCUUCCCAGCUUUAUAUCAUAGUUGUCAUUUGAAAUGUAUAGUUGCACAUCUGCUUGUCAUUUGUUGGUAGUAAACAAGGAAAACUAGUUUAGUGCUUGAAAAAAGUCCUGUUUGAUUGUCUGAGACAAGUAGAUUUUCUUGCCAGGCAAGUAACUUGUUAAGGUCACUUGUCCAAUGGACAUGACUCCAGGCAAGACUUUUUAUAAUUUAUUUUUAAAUGUACUGUUAAUAAACUUUUGCCUGUAAAAUCUUUCUCCUGCAAUAAGAUUACAAGAAAGGUUAUUAUUAACUUUGAUAAUGUCACACUUUGCUAUAGGUGGACCACCUAGUUGGGGAGCAGUUUCAGCAACUUACACCCCUGGGCCACACCCGGGAAGUGGAUAUUGUAAGUUAGUAUUUCUAGAGUUUCUGUGGUAUGUAAUCCUAAAUGCCUUCACAGGACACAACCAUGAUUUGUCUGGCAUCAAUAAUCUAAACCCAUUUGCCCCUGGAGAUUUUGCCAUAAAACGCGUUUUGAAACUAUAAGUCAGUGGUUUUCUGGUAACUGUCAUGCUACAGUAUAAAGAGGCAAAACUUACCACAAAGCCAUUUACAGGUCGUACACUUUGCCGCCUUCUGAUUCAGAUGCAAAAUAUUAGCUUGCAAAGUUUGGGCAUGCUCAGAAAAAAAACGUUUUGGGUUUAAAUGUGAGACCCCUAGUGAAGAUUGACUUUUACUUUUCACUUUCUCUCCUCCCCUCUUUUUUCACUUUUCCUGACUCAUUUUUUUAUUUCUCUUGCUGAGCAUUUAGUAGGCUUCAUUUUGGUGGGAAAAGUUUUUAGGGACAUGGAUCCGCAUGGGCGGCCAUGGGUGGCUCAGGGGCAAAUGGAUUAAAACAAUAAAACAAUAAUUUUCCUGAUACAAAUCCCUCUGAGACUGUGCUUUGCUCAUUAUCAUCAUAAUCAUCAUUCAGCUGCUAAGCAAAUUUAAAAUGUAACACUAACAUUCUCCUGUAGUAACAAAAGAUACAACUGAAGAAGUUUCAGUAACUAACAUGACAAUAAGAUUAUAAAUUUAUUGUUUGAAAUUAUUGAUCAUUGGCCUUCCAUACUUCUACCAAAACACUUUUGGUUUGCUGAUCAGUACUACCACACGGCAAAAUAUUUUGUAAAACAGUUAGAUAGAAAAUUUUACUUAUUUUCUAUUAUUAUACUGAAAGAUAUUUUUUAAUGUCUAUAAAAAAGUUUAUCAUCAUGACCAUAUUAAAGGUAAAGAAAACGCCUCUAACUUGCAGGAAAAGACACUAGCUUCCAAUCUUACACUGAAAAAUGGAACUUAGCUGAAAGCAAUAUUUCCUACAUGUCAGCUUCUUUGUCUUUUGUCAUUUAAAAGAUCUGAACAAACUUGUUGGAGUCUCCUGUCAAAGCUUGCUUUUCUAAAUUACCUUUAUACAUGUACACUAAUGACGUUAAGAAGUCUGGCUGCCAGGUUCAAAACAGCAAGGCUGUUAAGGGAACUUGUAGCUGCACUGCAGCUGUUACUAUUGUAUUCAACAUAGCAUAACCUUAAAUUUUGAAUUGGCAAAUGACAAAUCUUUUUUUAGGUUGUUAUUUGUUAAAAAUAUUCAGAAUAAUGGGAAAAACAAGAAAUGGCGAGAUGGACAACCAUAAAUUAAUAUUUUUUCAGGUUGUUAUUUGUUAAGAAUAUUCAAAAUGAUGAUCGGAUAACUGGAAAAAAGGAAUUAAUGAUAAGAACAACCAUAAAAUCUCUUUUUGGUUGUUAUUAUUUUGUUAAAAGUAUUCGAAAUAGGAAAAAAGGAAUUUAUGAUAUGAACAACCACAAAAUAUAUUUUUUAGGUUGUAUUCAAAACAAUGGGAAAAAAGGAAUAGGCAAUAUGAACAACCUUAAAAUUUUUUUUGAGGUUGUUUUUGGUUAAGAAUAUUUCUAACAAUAGCACAGAUGGACAACCAUUACUGCAAAAUUAAUUAUAUAGCAGCAGGUGAAAGUGCAGGUAGAAAAUAAAUCUUCAGUUUGUCAAAUUUCUGUUUUAAAAAUUUUCCCCUUGGAUUAGCUGGAAAAGUGGUUGGUUAAGCAUUGGUAAAUUUGCCUUUUUAAUGGUAUUCUUCAGGGAUAACGGAGAAAUAUUUAACACAAUAAUUUAGAUGGUGUUAUGUGGAAGCAGGGUUUGCCAUUUGCAUGACAAAGAAUUUCUGUGGAUUUGCAAAGAAAAUGAAUCCAUGUAGAGGCUGGCCAAGACAAGAUUUGGAUGGCAACUGCUAUGGAAUCCAGCACCCUAAACCAUUCCACCUUGCAUGCUGAAAAAUAAGUCACUUACAGUGAAAAAUCUAACCCCUUUAUCUCUUGGACGUGGAAAAUUAAUGGAGAACCAACAAAAUAAAACCAAAGAAUCAUCAUUAACGAAAAGAAUUCAUUCAUUGUUUUUUUCAAUGUUCUUUAGGGACCCAAGAUGCUGCUGCUGACAUCCAAGAUAGUGCCCCUUUAUCCAAACAUCCUCGUAAGUGAAUGUACAGAUUUUAAAUACAUGUACACUUCCAUUUACAAGAGACGGAUAUCAAAAAAUUGGAAUUUCACUUGGCAAAAGACCAAGGGUGAAACAAACCUGACCGUAGGAAUUAAAUACUAUUGAAACGAGUACAUUGAGUUUAAAAAGUUUCUGAAGCCAAAUCAAUUGCAAGAUUAGCCUGGCACAGUUACAGUUUUAAGUCCUGCAUUUAAUCAUUUUAGUUCACGUCAAGUGUCAUGAACAAGCUAGUUUGUUGACAAGCUUUUUAGUAUUUGGGUAAAGAGGUGACUACACGUAAAGAGACUCGGAGCGAGAAAGAAGAAACCUUCUUUUGGCACAAAAAUCAAGUCAAGGUUUAUGCCCACAUAAACUAUUUUAAUUUUUUCAGCUUGAAAUGCGAAAAUACCUGUACGUUCCAGAGAGCCUCUAAAGAAAUGUAUCACAAACACAGCAGCUACCAUAUUUCUAACCAUUUUACUAAACAUUAUUCAGCGCCAGGUGUGCCUAAAAUCUUUUUUAUAAAAUAAUUUGGAGACACCUUUGAAAUGAGACUGAAUGCGGCUCUUUUUAUUUACUCGAUCCAUCUCGAGGUCACGUGAUCUUUUUCAGAUCAAAAUAAUUAUUAUGGGAUGAACUUUGCCCGUUCCAGGCUCCGAGUUCAUUUAUGCAUCAUCCCCCACUAUCCGAGAGCCGACCCGAGAGCCUGAAACAGGCUAGGAUGUUAAAUAAAUGUCAGAUGGAAAGGGCAUAAAAGGUACUGAGUUAAUGGCCAGAUGUUUGGUUUUAGAGUGUUAACAGUGAUAUUUUAUGGCUGCUUCUCUGAAUAUCGGACAAGCAAGUCUUGCAUGUCAUUCAGCUCCAAAGUGGCUUUCUGGCUUAUUUCUAUCACUGGUGUUGUUUAAGUUGUAGCCAAUAAUUUUUUUGGUGAUGCAAUAGCCUGCAGUGCAGGCGUUUUCUUUGAGCGCGCAAUUUGCUCGCGAAAGCGUCAUGUUGAAACUUCCCGAAGAGAGGAGGAAAUGGGGCGAGUCAACGGGAGCGGGGAGGGGGCGGGGAGAGAGAAGAGAAAACUUUUUUCUCCUUUCCCCCUCCCCCCUUUCCUUCUUUCGUCCUCGCACCUACCGUAAGGGUUACUAUUUCUACUCUCCCCAAUCUUCCACUGUCAUAAAAUCAAAGAUGGAGGCUACAACAACACAACGAACACGAACAAGCUUUUGCCCACCCAAAAUACGCCUGCACUGCAGGCUAGUGAUGCAAAAAACAAAGUACUUGAAACAUAAAUGAAAUUUUUAUUCGGCUAAGAGGAGACACCUUGUUUUUAUCUCAUUUUGUUUUUGUUUUUGUUUUUUCUUAUUUUUUGUACAGCUCCUGAGAACUGGUGUUCUAUAUCGUACUUUGAACUUGACCAGCAGGUCGGUGAGAUUUUUAAGGUUAUGUCGUCGUGUCCUUCUGUUAAGGUGGAUGGUUAUGUUGAUCCCUCAGGUGGCAGCCGGUUUUGUCUCGGCCAACUCUCCAACGUUCAUAGAACAGAUGCUAGUGAGAAAGCUAGGCUACACAUAGGUUAGUAAAGGUUGUGCCCUGUCCUUCUUAUGAAAGAUUAAAAAUAGAAAAACAUUUUACGUUUACAGUUUAAUAUUGAAACCUCAUAAGCUGUCAUGUGCGAAAAUCUGAAAGCUUUCUGACUGAGUACCUUCGUCCUUCCUUAGUGGACAUUUUAUCAUCAUCAUUGUAUUAUUUUUUUUUCCAAGGAGGCCUACAUGCAGUGCUGCGUUUGUUGUUAUUGUUUCUUAUAAGAAUACCACUUUUUUUAUUGCAGGGCACUGGGAGGGUACUGAUGUUGAGUCCGCAGUAUAUUUAGGGACUUCUUCUGGUUGUGGAAUUGAUUUAAAAUUCCUUAUCGAUGGAUUGGCCUAGCAGUUCCUAAAUCUAUCCCUGGAAUUAAGCUUAAUGUAACAACUUACUACACACGUUUUCCUUCCUUCUUUUCUUUUUUCUUUUGUAGGUAAAGGAGUCCAGCUGGACUUGAGAGGUGAAGGUGACGUGUGGGUUCGUUGUCUUAGCGAACACAGCGUGUUUGUUCAAAGUUAUUAUUUAGAUAGAGAAGCUGGGCGUUGUCCAGGUGAUGCUGUCCACAAAAUCUACCCUUCAGCCUACAUAAAGGUAUUUGAUUUACGUCAGUGCUACAGACAAAUCAAACAACAGGCUCACGCUGCCCAAGCCGCUGCAGCCGCUCAAGCCGCAGCCAUUUCUACUGGUGUAGGGCCUGGCGCCUUGAUACCGCAGAUCGGCAUGAGCGUGGGCGUCGAUGAUCUUCGAAGGCUGUGUAUUCUUCGACUUAGCUUCGUUAAAGGCUGGGGCCCAGAUUACCCUCGUAAAAGUAUCAAAGAAACACCAUGCUGGAUAGAGAUUCACCUGCAUCGCGCUUUGCAGUUGUUGGAUGAGAUCUUAAUUACUAUGCCAAUUAACGAGCCUCGACCGCAUGAUACAUGA
Messenger RNA from Porites evermanni, 11427 nucleotides. The record is from the annotation of a GenBank genome assembly. NCBI's taxonomy places the organism in Eukaryota, Metazoa, Cnidaria, Anthozoa, Scleractinia, Poritidae.